AUGAGAAAAUUAAAUGAUAAAAAAGAAUUUGAAAAAGCAAUUGAUUUAUUUUCAAAAGCUGAAGAAAAAUCCAAUGAAACUAUAUCUGCUUUAUCUAUUAAUCAAGUACUAAAAUUUGUUACUAAUAGAAGAGAUUUUCAAAGUGGUUUAAAUAUACAUCAACGAUAUUUAUCUCUCAUUGAAAAAAAUUCUUUUAUAUUAGUAUCACUGAUUCAUUUUUACAUGGAUUUUGGAAAUGUAAAUAUUGCUGAAGAAUUAUUUAAUAAAUCAAAAACUAAAACAAUAUUUAUGUGUGGAGCAAUGAUGAAAGGUUAUAUUAAAAAUAAUCAAGCAAAUAAAGCAAUAGAUCUUUUUCAUGAAAUAAAAAAUCCUGAUGAAGUUAAUAUUAUUCUUUUAUUCAAUGCUUGUGCUCAAUUAGCAAAUAAAGAAGCAUUACAUUUAAUAGAAAAAGUUUUAAAACAGAUUCCUGAAUCUUUCAAAUCAAAUCCUCGUCUCUUAACUUCUUUAUUAGAUGCUCUAAUGAAAUGUGGUGAUGUAACAGAUGCUCAAUUAUUAUUUUCAAAGUCAAAAAAUAAAACAGUACCAAUGUAUGGAACAAUGAUGAAUGGAUUUAAUAAAGAUAAUAAAUUUUCGAAAAUAUUAGAUUUAUUUAAUGAAAUGAAGAUAAAUCGUAUUCAAGGAGAUGUAUUUAUUUAUCUCGAUCUUAUUAAAGCUUUAGCACAAAUUGCUGAUUAUUCUAAAUGUCAACUAUUUAUUAAACAUAUUCCUGAUUCUUUUCUUUCGGAUAAUCAAAUUCAAAAUGCAUUAAUUGAUAUGUGGGUAAAUUAA
Messenger RNA from Adineta steineri, 828 nucleotides. NCBI's taxonomy places the organism in Eukaryota, Metazoa, Rotifera, Eurotatoria, Adinetida, Adinetidae. The record is from the annotation of a GenBank genome assembly.